AUGGCUCAAGGUCAAGGACGGCUGAACAGCUCUACCAAAAGGCCGAAAGGAAACUUGUCUGAUGGUAAUCGCAAGCUCGAUGCCUUUUCCAAGAGGCAAACGCUUGCGCAGCACAGGAAAUCUCUUCCAAUCGCUUCUGUGGAUAAACGACUGGUUGAGGAGGUUCAGAAGCACGAUACUUUGAUUAUUGUUGGUGAAACUGGAAGCGGAAAAACAACACAAUUACCUCAGUUUUUGUACAAUGCUGGGUUUUGCGGGGAUGGGAAACUCAUUGGGAUAACUCAACCUAGGCGUGUGGCUGCCGUGACUGUGGCAAAACGGGUUGCUGAGGAAUGUGGCGUAAAUUUGGGUGAAAAGGUUGGUUACUCCAUCAGAUUUGAGGACAUGACCUCUAGUUCAACAAGGAUCAAGUACAUGACAGAUGGAUUGCUACUGAGGGAAGCACUGUUGGAUCCACAUCUCUCUAGGUAUUCAGUCAUAAUUGUUGAUGAAGCUCAUGAGAGAACUGUCCACACUGAUGUGUUGCUAGGCUUGCUAAAAAGUGUACAAGAUGCAAGGUCAAAAUCCCUCAAUAACCUCCAAAAUACUAAAAACAAGAAAUCAAAUAAUGACAUACAAUUGAAAGAAAACGGUGCUCAGGGCCUCAAUUUUCUCAAGCAAUACCAAGGACGGACCCCGUUGAAGUUAAUUAUCAUGUCUGCCAGCUUGGAUGCACGAAUCUUCUCUGAGUACUUCGGUGGUGCAAGAGCUGUUCACAUCCAAGGGCGGCAGUUUCCUGUGGAUAUAUUUUAUACUCUUCAUGUUGAAAAUGAUUAUCUAGAUGCUUCGUUAGCCACCAUAUUUCAGAUUCAUCUGGAGGAGGGCCCUGGUGAUAUACUUGUAUUCUUGACGGGUCAAGAAGAAAUCGAAUCUGUAGAAAGACUUGUCAAAGAAAGACUUAAACAGUUACCAGAAAACAGUAAAAAACUAGUGGCUGUUUCUAUAUUCUCAUCUCUUCCUUCAGAACAGCAAAUGCGAGUUUUUGCACCGGCCCCUCAUGGAUUUCGUAAGGUAAUAUUGGCAACGAAUAUUGCUGAGACAUCCGUGACAAUAUCUGGAAUAAAGUACGUUAUAGAUCCUGGGUUAGUAAAAGCACGUUACUAUGACCCGAACAAAGGAUUGGAAUCUUUGGUUGUUGUUCCAAUUUCAAAAGCACAAGCUCUUCAAAGGAGUGGGCGUGCAGGGCGAGAAGGACCAGGGAAAUGCUUCCGCCUCUACCAAGAGGAUCAAUUUGGGAAAUUUGAGGAUUCAACAAAGCCAGAGAUCAAGCGGUGCAACCUCUCUAAUAUCAUUUUGCAACUUAAGGCUCUGGGUGUUGAUGAUAUCAGUGGAUUUGACUUCAUAGAAAAGCCUACAAGGUCGGCUAUUGUCAAGUCACUAGAGCAAUUGUUCCUGCUGGGUGCUUUAACAGAUGACUGUAAAUUAUCAAAUCCCGUUGGACGCCAAAUGGCAUGCCUUCCCUUAGACCCAAUUUAUUCAAAAGCUCUAAUCCUAGCAAGUGAAUUCAAUUGCCUGGAAGAGAUGCUGAUAACUGUUGCAAUGCUCUCAGUAGAAUCUAUAUUUUAUACUCCCCGUGACAAAAAAGAGGAGUCGAGAACUACAAAGAAAUCCUUUGCAAGUCCAGAGGGAGACCAUCUCACUUUGGUUAAUGUAUAUAGAGCAUCCAAUGAGUUCUUGGAAAAGAGAUCAGGUCUUAGUAAAGAGAAGCGUGAAAAAGCUUUCCGAAAAUGGUGCAAGGAAAAUUUCAUUGAUAGUCGCUCCCUGAGGCAUGCUCGUGACAUUCACAGCCAAAUUCGACGAAAUGUUGAACAAUUGGGUCUUCGUGUUGCCUCUUGUGGUGACGACGUGCUUCAGUUUUGCAGAUGCCUUGCAGCUUCUUUCUUCCUCAAUGCAGCUUUAAAGCAGCCUGAGGGAUCAUACAGGGCUUUAGCAAACGGUGAGAUAGUUUCGAUCCACCCGUCUUCCGUGUUUUUCAAGAACAAACCAGAGUGCCUAAUUUUCAAUGAACUAGUCGAAACUAAUCGUAAAUACAUCCGCAACACAACUAGGAUCGAUUAUUUGUGGUUAACUGAGCUUGCUCCUCAAUUCUAUGCCGUGCAGAAUUGA
Molecule: messenger RNA, 2145 nt
Organism: Prunus armeniaca (apricot)
Lineage: Eukaryota; Viridiplantae; Streptophyta; Magnoliopsida; Rosales; Rosaceae
Source: the annotation of a GenBank genome assembly